Messenger RNA from Mobula hypostoma (lesser devil ray), 1398 nucleotides. Its product is annotated as nmrA-like family domain-containing protein 1. The transcript is spliced from 5 exons. Gene Ontology annotation, cellular component: nucleus. The record is from RefSeq and is a predicted model, not a curated record. Bases 274 to 1275 code for a protein of 333 amino acids. Lineage: Eukaryota; Metazoa; Chordata; Chondrichthyes; Myliobatiformes; Myliobatidae.
GUUGCUUGAAUUUCCAGCAUCUGCAGAAUUCCUGUUGUUUGCGUUGUCCUGCCCCCGUUUGGUCACUUGCUUGGUUCAGUGUUUCCAAGUGACAGGUCAAACAUUCUGAUAGUCCACUUCAUUGUACCUCAGGUGGAAAAGGGGCGAUGGGUGGGAAGGAAAUUGUUUUCUCCCAUAACAGUCAACAUAUUGUCAAUGAAGUUGCUCUUUGGCUCAUGGUCUGGGUCCUAUGAUCUCAAGCUUUCCAGGUUUGAUCGAAGAAUUCAUUAAUUAAUGAGGAUCACUAAAGUUCCUAGGUGGACUCCCAAUUUACUACAAAAGGGUUUGCUUCCUGGGUCCAGGAACCUGUGGGUGACAACCAUCCCAAGGGCCAAGAGAAUGACAGAGACUGUGACUGUUUUUGGUGCUGACAGGCAGCAGGGGAAUGCUGUUGCCACUGCCUUGCUGGAGGAUGGUGGUUUCAUUGUGCGUGCAGUAGUGCGAGAGUUAACCUCUCCCACAGCUCAGCUACUCCAGGCAGAUGGGGCACACAUCACACUGGCUGACGCUAAUGACCCAGCGAGUGUGGACUCUGCUCUGCUUGGUGCACAGAAGUGCUUCGCGGUCACGCACACUGACUUUAACAACAGGGAUCCGCUGCAGGAUGAAAUUCAGCAGGGAUACAGGAUGGCUGACGCAUGCAAAAAGCACAACAUCGGGCAUAUUGUUCUGAGUGGGGCCCAUCACGUCCACAGGAAGUACAGCCUCCCGGCCAGGCACAUGGAUGCAAAAGCCUGCAUUAAUGAUUACAUGAAUGAAAUAAAUUUGCCCAAGACUGAGAUAAUAGUUCCAUUUUACUUUGAACAUUUUCUGACAAAAUUUAAACCAAAGCCAGUUGGAAAUAACACUUAUAAAAUUGCCAUUCCAAUGGGAGAGGUUGCCAUGGAUGGAAUGAGCAUCAAACAGAUUGGUCCAAUCGUGACAGUUUUAUUUAAAAACCCGGAGCGCUGGAUGGGGAAGAGCUGCUUUCUAUCUGCAGGCAGGCUGACAGUCCCGGAAUAUGCACAAAUCCUGACUCAUCACCUGCGUCCCAAACAGUUUAAAGAUUCCCGGAUUUCUGUCCGAGAGUUUGUGGAGUCCUAUGGAAGACCGGGGGCUCAAGACUUUGGGAACAUGUUUGAAUUUUGGAAGAGAGGUGGACAGAAAAUGAACAGCACUAUGAGUUUUGAACUCUAUCCGGAGUUACAAACGUUCCAGCAGUGGGUUUCAGCCAACACCAUUUCACUGGACAGUUAACUGGCAGUACCAACAACAGCCAGUCCUGUGGCUGGAACAAAAUGCAUGUUUCUGAAAUGUUUCCAAAGACAUGAUGUGGGUCUUCAGUAAACUUGUAUACCAAAUACUCAAAAAUAAAGUUAA